This is a messenger RNA of Cyprinodon tularosa, 1462 nucleotides long. RefSeq lists its product as uncharacterized. Bases 1 to 1335 code for a protein of 444 amino acids. The record is from RefSeq and is a predicted model, not a curated record. Lineage: Eukaryota; Metazoa; Chordata; Actinopteri; Cyprinodontiformes; Cyprinodontidae. The transcript is spliced from 3 exons.
AUGGCUAACUCUUCAGUUUGCAGCAGGCAUUUUAAGACUGGGGAAAUUGUUUUAUCGGCCAAAGGGAGACGAAAACUUAAACCCGAAACGGUUCCAUCUAUUUUUCCGUGGACCAAGCCAUCGAGGCCAGGAGUGUGGGAACGCUGUCCUCGGGCAGCCGCAACAGGAGGAGAAGAUGGCGCCGCGGAUGACAACUCUGCUGCGUCUGGCAGCAACACAGGCAUGGAGAUGGACUGUGAGCCUGCUCAAACUCCGCCUGUCCCCAUGAUUGAGGACCACGACUACGCGGAGAGUCCUUUCAUCACCGUGGACCGCAGUAAAUACACUGACAUGUGUAAAGAGAUCGAGGAGCUCAGACAGCAGCUUGAGUCUCAGCAUCUGACCCUCAGAUUUGGGCUGCAGCGGUUCGCCUCAUCCAAAGAGGAUAUUCGUUUCUAUACCAGAUUUCCAUCAUAUGAGCAUUUGAUGGCAUUCUGGUAUCUUAUUCAAGAGGCAACCACCAGGAUGGUGAGGGUGAACAGUGCUCAGAGAAAUCUUUCCAGCAGCACAUCCACUGAAAGCCCUGUGACCAGACCAACUAAAUUGUUGCCAAUUGAUGAGUUAUUCCUCUUUCUAAAUUAUCUUUCCACUGGCUGCACUCAAAGAGAGCUCGGCCACAAGUUCAACAUCCACAGAGCCACAGUGAGCAGGAUCAUUGUAACGUGGGCCAACUUUCUUUACACUCUGCUUGGGUCUGUUUCAAUUUGGAUGACAACUGAUGCAGUCAAAGCAAAUCGGCCUGUAGACUUCAAUGGGACUUAUGAAAACACUCAUGUAAUUUUGGACUGCACAGAAAUGAGAUGCCAAACUCCUUCCUCACUUCUACUACAGAGUGAGGUUUUCUCGACCUACAAGUCGCACUGCACCUUCAAAGCCCUGAUAGGCAUGUCCCCCCAUGGAGCACUGACUUUUGUGUCUGCGCUGUUUGAGGGUUCCAUCAGUGACAAAGAGAUCUUCCGUCAGUGUGGCAUCACCUCCCUUCUAACCCCUGAAAUGGAAGCAAUGGUGGACAAAGGGUUUCUGAUCGAUGAGCUGGUGUCUGGGAAAGUUCACCGUCCCGCCUUUCUGUCCAAGGAGGAGCAGAUGCCUGAGGUGGACGUUCUCAGGACUCAGUCCAUAGCUCGCCUCAGAGUCCAUGUCGAGAGGCUCAUUAGGAGAGUCAAAGAAAACAAACUUUUUGACACAGUUAUCCCACUCUCCAUUUCUGGGAGCAUUAGUCAAAUUUUUACAGUUGCUUGUCUCCUCACAAACUACCAGUAUGGACCCCUGGUUAAAAAGUGGGCACACGCUGAGUAGCUGCUGUAGUUCUUAUUUUAUAGAUUUGUAGAAACUGUUCAUAUCAUUACUUUACCAACUACAGUUCACAUUUUUUACUUGUCCCAGGGAAUUAAUUUUUGAGAGAAGUUUUUUUUUUUUUUAUGUA